CAACACUUGAUGAGCUAGAACGGCCUUUGAUACCUCCUCAUAAGCUCUCACGAACUUAAGCUCUGGCGACACUAUCUAGCUAUUAUGAUAAACUCAAAUGAAGAGCCCAUGGUCUGCCCUUUCUGUUUGCAAAAUUGCCGAGAAGCUUGGAGCGCCAAAGCACAUAUAGAGGGAGUUUGUCAGCGAUUCUGCUGGCUUCCCGAGUGGCUCGAAUUCUACGGGCGCUGUAGACCGCUGCUAGAUUCUGCAGAGAUACUGGAAGCACGAGAGCAUGUUCGUGCACAACAUAGCGUCGUGGACCCAGACAGCGGGAAAGACACCUUUGGUAUGUUACAGUGUCAGAUAUGCAUGGGAUUUCUGCGUAAUGGGGAGCACAUGAGAAACCACUUACGUCACAAAGAAUACCUUCAUGUCAAGUCGAUGCCGUGGUUCUUGUCAUUGAAUCUGGUCAAUAUCAAACAACCACCGUCUCGUUACAAGUCUCUCAUGGUUUCUUUUAUCCAAAGACUUUUGAAGAGAAUGCAAGAAGCGGGAGAAAUGCCAUUCCCGGUGGACCCUGAGCUCAAAAAGCAUCCUGCCUAUGCCUAUUAUUACACUCGCACGAGCUUACAACCAUCACCGGAUCUACGGACCCCAGUCUUUGGAAUCGAAGACUACCCUUCGACGACACAGAUGGCAUUGAAGAAGAAGAGACAAAAAGCCGAUUCUGAGGACCAUGCACGACCCACCACUAGUGAGUCGCCUAAUCUUAAUCGAGUUGCCAAAGUCGAGCCGCGGCAUCAAGAGGAAGAUGGCAAUGUGGUACCGUCAACGCAGCCAUCAGAAGAUAUGCAGGCCGAAUGUGUGGUGGAUAGUAUCUUGAGCGCCCAUAUGCCUUUUGUCGACUUGCUGCUAUCAACAAACAUCUUCUUCUGGUACGCCUGGCAUCUUGUCCAAGAUAUCGUGCAGGGUGUCCAAUCGACUGCAGAACUCUGCCUACUGCGACCCUUUGACUCCAUCAAAGAAGUUGUUGCAGAAAAUGUGGAUGAGGUCCUACGUACUGGCCAAUUUACCUCAGAGCAAGUAGCGGACAUGCAAGAGAAGUGGAACAGAGACGCUCGUUUCACGGCGGCACUCAGCAGGCUCCCGAGAGGCGGUAUCUACUGGAUCGAGGAAAGUUUGCGUGGAACAGUUCAAACAGUUAUGGAUUGGGUUGAGGCAGUUCAGAAGACCAUGCUUGCCAUUGCUACAAUCAUUGUGGAGCACUCUGCGCAGCAACGAUGGAGAGAUGCCGUUGCUCAUCGCACCUACCAGUGGGCUGGCGACACACAAUCUCUACUGUCGCGCACGGCGACAGUGCAGCGGACCAUCUUACAGUGCUUAACUGUACAUUGGAUUCACUGGCAGGAUCUCUGUCUCGAUAUGGAAGUGCAUCUCAAGUACAACGCAUCGAGACUGCAGAAGCGUUUGCAGCGGCUGCGUGAGGAGUACGAUACUGAAAUUGCUCCGCAUGCCGUACGGCCGCCUACCGCAGCUGAUGUAGGACCCGACUCUGAUUGAGGCGGUUGCGUCGCACGAGGCUUUAAGGACUAUAAUUUGUUAAAAUCGCUAUAGCAGACAGAUAACGCGAGAAGGCGUGAUAUUUCAUACCGACGUACAUUCUUAGGCAAUUAGUCCUUCCUACACGGUAAUGGCAGCACUCGCUGACGAUGCUGUGCCUCCCGCAUGACGGCUCGCGGAAGCAUUUGUCUUGGGUGCACCAGUAUCUGGAAGGACUCGUACAACCGCAGUAUUUGGAUCCACCAAAGCGACCAGAUCGAGAUUCGUGAAUUCAAGGUGUUCACGGUGAAUGUGAUCGAUAAUGUCCGAAA
Molecule: messenger RNA, 1850 nt
Organism: Protomyces lactucae-debilis
Lineage: Eukaryota; Fungi; Ascomycota; Taphrinomycetes; Taphrinales; Protomycetaceae
Exons: 1
Coding region: 85-1539 (484 amino acids)
Source: RefSeq, a predicted model, not a curated record